Herpailurus yagouaroundi (jaguarundi) is the source of this 1533-nucleotide messenger RNA. Its product is annotated as zinc finger protein 829-like. NCBI's taxonomy places the organism in Eukaryota, Metazoa, Chordata, Mammalia, Carnivora, Felidae. Gene Ontology annotation, biological process: regulation of gene expression. The transcript has 3 exons. The record is from RefSeq and is a predicted model, not a curated record. Gene Ontology annotation, cellular component: nucleus.
AUGUUUAGUCAGUCAUCAACACUAAAUAUAAACACAACAAUCCUUGAUGGACAGAAAGGUUACAUUUGUAAGGAAUGUGGCAAAGCCUUCAACUGGCACUCAACACUAAUUCAACAUCAGCGAACGCAUACUGGAGAGAAACCUUACAAAUGUGAAGAAUGUGGUGAAACUUUUAAGUAUGGCUCAUCACUCAGUGGACAUGGGAAAAUCCAUACAGGAGAGAAUCCUUACAUACAUAAAAUAUGUGGGAUGGCCCUUACCCAACACUCACCUCUUACUGAACAUCACAGAAUUCGUACUGGAGAGAAACCUUACAAAUGUAAGGAAUGUGGCAAGGCCUUUACCCAGCACUCAAACCUUACUUGAUAUCACAGAAUCCAUACUGGAGAGAAACCUUACCAAUGUAAACAAUGUGACAAGGCCUGUAGCCAACAAUCACACCUGAUUAAACAUCACAGAAUUCAUACCGGAUUGAAAUGUUACAAAUGUAAAGAAGGUGACCGGUCUUUUAUGUUUUUACUUACAUUUUUUUCACAUCGUAGAGUUUAUACUGGAGAAAAACCUUACAAAUGUAAAGAAUGUGGCAAAGUCUAUACCUGGAGUUGAUGCCUUCAUGGGUAUCAGAUAAUUCAUAUUGGGAAGAAACCUUGGGAACGUAAAGAAUUUGCUGAAGCCUUUAACUAUUGCUCAGACUUUCCUUCACAUCAGAGUGUAUAUCCUUGGGUUUAAACCCAACAAGUACAGAGACUAUGACAAAGCCUUUAAGCCCAGGGUGGGCUCUGUUUCUUGAACUGUGAAAUCAUGAAGUGAGCUGAAAUCGAGAGUCGGGGGCUUAAUAGACUGGGCAGUCCAGGGGACCCUAUAAAGUUAUAAUUUUAAUGUGAAUUUUUUUUAUGUAAUAAAUUAAUAUUGCAGAAGUGUGGCAGAGAGAACACAGUUCUCAUAUACUCCUCAUCCUGUUCCCUGUUCUUGACAUCAGACAUUGCUCUGGUACUUUUGACAAAACAUACAACCAACAAGGCACCUUAAUAUUAUAGAAUUACUGAAUUAUUAUUUCACUAAUUUCAAUUAUUUUUUUUCCUCCACAAGGAUGUUAUCCAAAAUAGCAAUUUAUAGUCAUUAUCUCCCUGCAAUAUCCUUUGUUCUGUAUCAGUUUUUCAGUCUUUCCCAAGUUUCUAUACAAUUCAGGUUUGAGAAACCCUGGUUUGGUGAGGUUUUUUGUUCGUUUUGUUUUAUUUUGUUUUUUGUUUUUUUAAUCUGUAAUAUGGAAUUUGAUGUUUUUGUCAGGAUCAAAAUGUGUUUAUAGGUACCGUGACAAACUCUGAGGAGGCUUGGAGAUGCAAACUGAUAGAGAAAGUGAUGGUUUAUAUUUAAUAUGGUUAUUAGAAAAACAGAGAUGAAGUGCCAUGGCCUCUAUAAUUGAGAGACUUCCAGUCUCACAGAGCAAAUGUUUAAAUGGUUGAAUUUAAGGUUUUGGGGUAACUGCAAGGAAGGGAUGAUUUAUGGGGGAUUAUGAUUUCAUUUCUCUGUGGU